Messenger RNA from Prorocentrum cordatum, 1168 nucleotides. The record is from the annotation of a GenBank genome assembly. Lineage: Eukaryota; Dinophyceae; Prorocentrales; Prorocentraceae.
AUGACUUGGCCGCCCGUGACGCUGCUUCGAGGAGCGGCGCUGCCUCUCUGGGCCCUCGGCGCGGCGGCGCCGGCUGCGGCGGACGCCUUCGACUGCGAGGCCGGCAAGGGCCACUGGAGGGACGGGUGGUCCGAGCAGAAGAAGGAGUGGUGCUGCAGCCAGGGGAGCUCCGCGGGCUGCGGCGGCGACGGCGGCCGCCAGGCCGUGUUCCGCUUCGUGGGCUUCGGCGACGCCCGUGAGGCGCGGCGCGCCUGCAAGUACAGCGCCGGGGUGGCGAUGCCCAAGUCGCAGGGCGAAGUGGACGAGUUCAAGAGGAUGCUCGACGAGGCAAGGCGGGUCGGCAACCUGACUGACCGUUGGCCCAGGAACACAGUGUGGCUUGGCGGCUCUUGGGACUUCGAGUCCAAGAAGUGGCAAUGGGACGAUGGCACGGACAUCGGCAAACACUGGGCAGCAAAGAACCACUUGGACCACCUCGGGAGGAGCGGCACGCUUCAGAGGCGCGACAAGAAGGAGCGGGAGCCCUGGCUGUGCACCGAGGUGAUGAGCGGGCCGUGGCCCGCGGGGCAGUGGCAGGACUCGCACGCCCGCCACGAGUUUGGCAUAGUCUGCCAAGAGUGGUUGGAGGCCACCACGACGAGAACAAUGGUGACAACCACAUCGGCGACCGAUGUGUCCUUGACGACUGGGACCCUUGUGACGAGGCCGAAGCCCUUCGACUGCAGGCAGUUCCGGUUGCACUGGAAGGCAUGGGGCGUGAACCCCUCCAGCAACCCUUGGAUCGUCUACCGCUGCCACGACGAGUUCCAGAAGAAGCCGCCGGGCACGCCGGAGUACAGCAGGAGACUGGGGCUGCUGUACGGCGCCUUCUUUGGCCUGCGCGUGCUGCAGGAACCAAGAAGAUAUACCCGUUACGGGCAGGUGAAGGACGACGUGGAGCGAUCGCUCAGAUAUUGGCACUUGGACGGGGUGCUGCUGCGAUUCCGCAGGUACGCCGUGCGAAAAACCCACACGCCAGGGAAGUUCAACCUGGCAAAGGGCGGCAUCUCGGCGGGCUCGUCCGCGGCGAAGCACCGCGCGGAGGCCUCGAGGGCGCUGGCGCAGAUGUUCGGGGAGUUUGCGGCCCAGCACGCCAGGCUGCCCGCGCCCGGCGAGCGGGCGCCCUGCG